GAGAUGUAUAGAUAGUAUAGAUGGGAUAGAUUAUAGAGAUUUAGUUCAAUAACUAUAUAUAUUAGUAAUAGUAUGGAGGAUCUUACAGAUGAGUUUAAAUAUAUGGCCACCAGUCUCUUUAUAGCAUUCAAGGCAUUACUUAUGAAUGAGACUCCAGUAGCAUGUAUAUUGGUGAAUAAAUCAACAGGAAAGAUUAUUAGUAUAGGAUAUAAUUAUACCAAUGCAUCAUUAAAUGGAACAAAACAUGCCGAGUUUAUUGCUGUAAAGAGAUUGAUGGAGAAUGAUCAUCAAAUUAAUUUUCAAGAUAUUAUUAUGUAUGUUACUGUAGAACCUUGUAUUAUGUGUGCAUCAUUUUUAAGACAAUUAGGUAUAAAUCAAGUUAUUUAUGGAUGUAGUAAUGAUAGAUUUGGAGGUAAUGGUACAGUACUAUCAAUUCAUAAUGAUAAAAAAUUAAUUGGAAAUACUUAUAAGAGUAUAGGAGGAAUAAUGCGAACUGAAGCUAUACAAUUAUUAAGAAACUUUUAUAUUCAAGAGAAUGAAUCUGCUCCAGUACCUAAAGUUAAGAAGAAUAAAGAUAUUGAGAAUAAAUUAUAUCCACCUAAUAUAUUUAAUGUGAAUGAAUUAGAAUUUACUGAUUAUUAUGGAUUAAUUAGAAAGGAAGAGAUAUAUAAUCAAUCAGAUAAAGAAAUUACUCCUAUAAUAGGUCAUGGUUAUAAAGUAAGUAAUUUAGUUAAUUUGCAAUAUCUUAAGGAUAUUCCUUACCUAGAACAAGAUAUGGGAGUUGUAGAUGAUGAACAAGUUAAUGAAUUCUUUGAUUUAUUUUAUGAUAUAGAUGAUAAUGGUCAAGUACAAUUCUCAAGUAAGAUUAGAACUUAUAAUAGUAAGAAACGUCAUCUUAAUGAUGAUGAGUAAAUAUAUAAUGGUAUUACAUAUCC
Messenger RNA from Scheffersomyces amazonensis, 935 nucleotides. Its product is annotated as tRNA(adenine34) deaminase. Gene Ontology annotation, molecular function: zinc ion binding; tRNA-specific adenosine-34 deaminase activity. Lineage: Eukaryota; Fungi; Ascomycota; Pichiomycetes; Serinales; Debaryomycetaceae. Gene Ontology annotation, cellular component: cytoplasm; nucleus. The coding region runs from base 73 to 912 and encodes 279 amino acids. The record is from RefSeq and is a predicted model, not a curated record. Gene Ontology annotation, biological process: tRNA wobble adenosine to inosine editing. The transcript has a single exon.